UUACGUAUUGUGGCUUAUAUGUUUUUCAACUAAGGGUAUUCAACAACAAUCAUUAUGAGGUCACUUAUAUUAACCGGGUCCAGUUUCGCUUUAACAACUGCUGUUGUUGUAAAUGCUUUCAUUCAAAAGAAACAGUUCUUCCCAGCCGUUGUUUAUUUAACAACAAAAUCCAGCCCAUGCAUUGCUAUUCUAUAUCUGCAAGCAUUUGUCCUUGUUCUGUUGUUUGGAAAACUAAUGAGGAAAGUUUUCUUUGGCCAACUACGACCUGCUGAGACGGAGCAUUUGAUUGAACGCUCGUGGUACGCAGUGACGGACACUUGUCUUGCAUUCACGAUGUUUCGCGACGAUUUCAGCCCAAUUUUUGUGGCUUCGUUCACUUUGUUGUUGUUUCUUAAAUGUUUCCACUGGUUACUUGAAGACCGGGUUGAUUACAUGGAGAGAAGUCCCGUGAUCACAUUCAUAUUCAAACUACGUGUCCUAUCCUUGCUUGCCAUCUUACUUGCAUGUGAUUUAAUAUUUGUUAACAUGUCAUACAAAUCAACCAUGGAAAAAGGUGCUUCAGUUCAACUUGUGUUCGGGUUCGAAUACGCUGUUUUAGCUACAGUUGUAUUCACAGUAUUCUUAAAGUAUAUUUUACACAGUAUUGACCUUAUGAGUGACAAUCCAUGGGAAAACAAAGCUGUAUACAUGCUUCAUAUUGAACUAGUCACAGGGUUUGUGAGGGUAGUACUUUAUAUUUGUUUCACCAUCAUAAUGGUAAAAGUUCAUACUUUCCCACUGUUUUCCGUUCGCCCGAUGUACCUUACGAUGCGACAAUUCAAGAAAGCGCUAUCGGACAUCGUUCUAUCACGACGUGCAAUACGAAAUAUGAACACACUGUACCCUGAUGCUACAGCAGAAGAUCUCGCCACCACAGACAGCACUUGCAUCAUAUGUAGGGAAGAGAUGCACGCUGCAAACCCUGAAGACCAACCUCCAGGCUCCCCACCCCCCGUAGCGAACAAGAAACUUCCCUGCAGCCACAUCUUCCACGCCUCGUGCCUCAGAUCUUGGUUCCAACGCCAACAAACCUGCCCCACUUGCCGGCUGGAUGUUCUACAAACCCAACAACGAGCCCCAACCCCUCCAGCACCCCCGAACCCUCCACAAAUGGGAGGUCCUCCAGCAGGCCCGGGUUUUGCUCCUCCAUUUUGCUCUCCGCCCAAUGUUCCCCCCACCCCAAGCGAUGUGGGGAGGGGCCCCACCACCCCCCAUACCCCCCAACCUACAGGGGCCGACCCACAAGCCCCCCCUACCCAACCCUCAACAUCAAACCAAGCCCCAGGUGCCCCACUUUACAUGCCCCCUAACCCCAUGUUCAUGCCCCCCAUGAUGCCCCCACCACCCCCACCCCCCUUUAACUUAACAGGCAUGAGCGACGACCAGGUCCGAAUUAUGGAAGGACAAGAACGUCGCGCUGUCGAAGCUAGAAUCGAAUGCUUGCGUAAUAUUAAACUUCUGUUAGACGCAGCUAUGAUGCAAAUGUCUCAAUACACAACAGUAAUGCAAUCGCAGGGUGAUUCCUUUGUUAUCCCACCAAUGCCUGACCUUACUGAAAAUACUCCACCUGUCAAUCAAGAAACCACUGAAGCUGAACCAACCCACGAGGACACAGAUGCGCUCUCUAAUGGGGAGAUUGUAGAGGAAGUCGAAAUUCCAACAAACAAUGACGACGAUGAAGAUUUUGAUUCGAACCCGGCUGAUGCGACGGAACUUCGCAGACGAAGGCUCGCCAAACUAGAAUCGAAGACAAGCGAGAACAAUGAGGAAGACAAUAAUGAAUAAAGUGAUGUCAUAAUGGGGGUUGUGCUUUCACAAACAAACAUUGAUGAUGUCAUAAUUAGGGGUUUAUAGUAGCAUAGUUGGUAACUGGAUAUUAUAUUGAAUAUAAUAUGUAAUAUUAUAGCAUUUUCCAUGAUGUAUAUUCAUAUUGCAAUAUUAUACAAAUAUUGAUAUCUUUAAAGCUCAAUUUUCAGGGUAAUGGGCCAACUGUGGCUUAAAUCCUAAGUCCCUGACAUGCCUCACCGAUAUAGGAUAAAACAAGUUAAAUAUAUUCAACAAUGAAUUAAUAAGCCAGCUUGUUAUAUAGAAUGCAUAUACUUCUAUAAUAUUUGCAAUCAUUUAAAUAUCAUGCUGUGUGAUUUGUCAUUUCUGUUUUGCCAGAAUCGCACCUUACAAGUAUUCCAUGAUAGACAGCAAAUUUAUAACAAAAGUUCCAACUUUAAAACCGGUUCCUCCCGAAAUUAUUAUUAACGUUAAAGCAUGGUGAUCAGAAUUUGUUUUAAAUUGCAAAACUAUUAUGUUAAUACUUGCAAGACACUUGGUGGCGUGCUUGUUUAGAAACUGGUUAAGGUUGUUACAGAGAGCGCAUAGAAAUAAUAUAUAAUGUUUUAGA
This is a messenger RNA of Ciona intestinalis (vase tunicate), 2434 nucleotides long. RefSeq names its product E3 ubiquitin-protein ligase synoviolin-like. Gene Ontology annotation, biological process: proteasome-mediated ubiquitin-dependent protein catabolic process; ERAD pathway. The record is from RefSeq and is a predicted model, not a curated record. Gene Ontology annotation, molecular function: zinc ion binding; ubiquitin protein ligase activity. NCBI's taxonomy places the organism in Eukaryota, Metazoa, Chordata, Ascidiacea, Phlebobranchia, Cionidae. Gene Ontology annotation, cellular component: endomembrane system.